AUGGGUUCCCUGUGGAGCUGGUGGACGCUGUGGGCCGGAGUCGCCCUCCUAUGGGGGUCGACCCAGCAGGCCGCUGUGAAACCCAAGAAUGCCAGGGGACAGGAAUACCUCGCGGCCUUCCUGCAGAACUACGAACUCAGCUAUAGCCAGGCCAGCCUUCAUCUGUUCCUCACCAGUAUGUCAGACCAGCCCACCACGGUGUCCAUCCUCAGCCAAGUUGAUGGCACCUUGCAGAAUGUCACCGUGGGCCCCGGGCAGUCGAUCAUGAUCAACAUCAGCAGCAAGGCCGAGAUGACGAGCAGUAACACCUUCCAGAGUGCGGUGGUGAUCCGCUCGGACCAUGCCAUCUCCGUGCAGGCCGUCAACGUGAAGCCCAGGACGGCCGAGCUGACGCUGCUGCGGCCAGUCAGUGAGCUGGGCACUGAGUACUUCGUGCUCACGCCACCCAGCACAUCGGCCAAGAACGUCGAGGAGUUUGCAGUGGUGGCAGGGGCCGCGGGGGCCGACAUCAAGGUGCAGCUGAAGGGAUCCGUCAUGUUCCAGCGUAAGUUCUACCCAGCUGGCCAGGUCCUGAGUGUCACUCUGCAGCCCUACCAGGUGGCCCAGAUCCAGAGCGACAUGGACCUCUCAGGGUCAAAGGUUACGGCCAGCAGCCCUGUGGCUGUCUUCUCCGGCCACAGCUGCGCCCAGAAGCACACGAGCUGCAACCACGUCAUGGAGCAGCUGCUCCCCACGUCUGCCUGGGGCACCCACUACGUGGUGGCCACCUUGGCCUCACAGACCCGUUACGAUCUGGCGUACGUGCUGGCCAGUCAACCCACGAAGCUGACCUAUAACCAAGGGGGCACAGCCAGCUCCCGUGGGCUCCGGGAAGGUGACGUGGCCGAGUUUGAGAUCCAGCCCUCCCGGCCCCUCUACCUGACGGCAGAUGUGGGCAUCCAGGUCCUGGUAUUCGGCACAGGAGCUGACAGGGACAAUGUGACCUAUGACCCUUACCUGGCUGUGGUGCCAGACGUGGCUUCCUACUGCGAUUCCUACAUUAUCAAGACCAUGCCAGGCUCCCAGGGUGUGGCCCUGGUGGUGGCCCCCCAGAAGGAUGUGGACCAGCUGACCGUGGACGGCCACGCACUUGGAGCCAAGCUCAAGUGGACCCCAGUGUCAGGCAGUGACUUCUCCUACACCGAAGUGGACCUGGGCACCGAGGACAGGACCCACCUGGCUGAGGCCCCCGCCCGCUUCGGGCUGCUUACCUUCGGGCUGGAGGAGGCCGUGGGCUUCGCGACCGCUGGCGCCUGCAGCUCUACCUCACUGUCCCCAGAAGUAGCCUCCUGUGACAACCUCCAGUGCCCUCCGGGACAGCACUGCGAGGUGGCCGAGGGCAAAGCAAAGUGCGUGGAGGACCUGAAGGUCACCUGCUACGUCCAGGGAGACCCCCACUACACCACCUUUGACGGGCGUCGCUACGACAUGAUGGGCACGUGCACCUACACCAUCUCUGAGCUGUGCAGCCAGGACGACGACCUGCCUGCCUUCAGCGUGGAGGCCAAGAACGAGCAUCGCAGCAGCCGCCUCGUGUCCUACGUGGGCUACGUCACCGUGCGCGCUUAUGGGCACUCGGUGUCACUGGCCCGUGGGGAGGUUGGACUCGCCCGGAUCGACAACCAGCGCUCGCGGCUGCCCGUCUCGCUGGACAACGGCCGCAUGCGUGUGUACCAGAGUGGCCGCCAGGGCAUUGUGGAGCUGGACUUCGGUCUGGUGGUCACCUACGACUGGGACUGCCAGCUGACGGUGACCCUGCCCGCCGCCUUCCGCGACAAGGUAUGCGGCCUCUGUGGCAACUACAAUGGCAACCCCAAGGACGACUUCCUCACGCCCGAUUUGGAGGAGGCGUCCAACCCCGUGGAACUGGCCAGUAGCUGGAGACUCGACGACGGAGACUACCUGUGUGACGAUGGCUGUGAGAACGACUGCCCAUCCUGCACCCCGGGCCAGGCCCAGCACUAUGAGAACGACCGGCUCUGUGGGAUGCUGACCAAGAAGAAGGGCCCCUUUGCCGCCUGCCAUGCCGUCCUGGACCCCCAGUCCUUCCUCAAAGAUUGUGUCUAUGACCUCUGUGUGAUGGACGGUGACCGGCCCAGCCUCUGCCGCAGCCUCAGCGCCUAUGCCCAGGCCUGUCUGGAGAAGGGCAUCUCCGUCGGGGACUGGAGGGGACCGGCCAACUGCCCUCUGUGCUGUCCCCCCAACAGCCAGUACAAGCCCUGUGGCCCAGCCUGCCAAGCCUCCUGCAACCCCUCAGCCAUGCCCUCUAACUGCUCGUCGCUCCCGUGCGUUGAGGGCUGCGUGUGCCUCCCCGGGUUUGUGGCCAGCGGUGAUGCCUGUGUGCCAGCCUCUUCCUGCGGGUGCGUCUUCCAGGACCUCCUGUUGGCCCCUGGUGAGAAGGUUUGGGCAGACCAGGACUGCCGUCGCCGCUGCGUCUGUGAUGGCGCCACCCACCAGGUGCACUGCAGUGACACCCAGGGCUGCCCAGACGGAGAGCAGUGCCUCAUCCAGAAUGGCAUCCUGGGUUGCUACCCCGAAAGCUUCGGGACCUGCCAGGCCACCGGAGACCCACACUACUUGACUUUCGAUGGCCGGCGCUUGAACUUCAUGGGCACCUGCAUAUACCUGCUGACCGGCUUGUGCAACCAGACCUCCGGGCUGACCGCCUUCCGUGUGCUGGUGGAGAAUGAACAUCGUGGCAACCCGACCGUAAGCUACACGCGCGCUGUGCGCGUGGAGACCCUGGGCGUGACUGUGGAGAUCCGUCGGGAGUACCCCAGCCGGGUGCUGGUGGACGGCGUCCUCUACUACCUGCCUUACCAGGCGGCUGGCGGGCAGAUACACAUUUACCGCCAAGGUAAAGAUGCCGUGGUGCGCACAAACUUCGGUCUGACAGUCACCUACGACUGGAAGAGUCGGGUGAUCGCCAAGGUGCCAAGCAGCUAUGCCGGGGCCCUGUGUGGGCUCUGCGGGAACUUCGAUGGGGACGCAAGUAACGAGCUGACCCUGCGAGGUGGCGGCAAGACCACCAGUGUUCUGGAGUUUGGAAACAGUUGGCAGGAAGAGACCACGCCAGGCUGCGGUGCCUCUGAGCCCGGCAACUGUACCGACCUGGAGAGCCUGGUGGCUGAGCAGCUGGCGAACAAUACGGAGUGUGGGAUCAUUGCCGACCCUAACGGGCCCUUCCAGGAGUGCCACUCGGUGCUGGACCCCCUCGGUGCUGUGCAUGACUGCGUCUAUGACCGCUGCCUGGUGCCUGGAGACUCUUCCUUGUGUGAUGCCUUGGCUGCUUACGCUGCUGCGUGCCAGGCUGCCGGGAUCACCGUGUACCCCUGGAGGAACGAGAGCUUUUGCCCGAUGUUGUGCCCGCCCCACAGCCACUAUGAGCUGUGCUCCACGGGCUGCCCACUGUCCUGCGGUGAGCUGCCGGUGCCCGGGGGCUGCGGCCAGGACUGCCACGAGGACUGCGUGUGCGACGAGGGCUUCGUGCUGAGUGGCGACAUCUGCGUGCCCCGGAACAACUGCGGCUGCGCCUACCAGGGCGCCUACUACCCGCCCGGCCACACCUUCUACCCCGGCCCCAACUGCAGCUCCCUGUGCCACUGCCAGCAGGACGGCGUGGUGUCCUGCCAGGCCGCCAGCUGUGGCCCGCACGAGGCCUGCCGGCCCAGCAACGGUGCGCUGGGCUGCGUCUCGGUGGGCUCAGUCACCUGCCAGGCGUCGGGAGACCCCCACUAUACCACCUUCGAUGGCCGCCGCUUCGACUUCAUGGGCGCCUGCCUGUACGUACUCGCAAGCACGUGCAAGGACCGGCCCGGCCUGCCGCAGGUCCCCAGCCUGCCCCAGUUCACAGUCCUGCAGGAAAACAUGCACUGGAACGGGAACCGCGUGAGCGUGACCAAGGCCAUCACCGUGAUUGUAGGGAACUACACCAUGCGGCUGGAGCAGAAGUUGUGGAAGGUCAAGGUGAACGGAGUGAUCAUGAACCUGCCGGUGGUGCUGGACAACGGCAAGAUCCAUAUCUUCAAGCACGGCAAGGACGCGGUGAUCGAGACCAGCUUCGGCCUGCGCGUGGCCUACGACCUCAAGUACAACGUGCGGGUCACCGUCCCGGGCAGCUACUACCAGCAGCUGUGCGGCCUGUGUGGCGACUAUAACGGCGACCCCAAGGAUGAUUUCCAGAAGCCCAAUGGCUCCCUGGCCAGCAACCCCAACGACUUCGGCAACUCGUGGGAGCAGAAGGUGCCCGGCUCGCCAUGCCUGCCGCCGCCCCCCACCACCUGCCAGCCCGGCGGGGACUGCGGGGAGGGUGAGAUGUGCACACCCCAGCAGCAGCAGCAGUUCCAGCAGGACGGUUUCUGCGGCUUCCUCACCAAGCCAAACGGGCCACUGGCUGCCUGCCACUCGCUCAUCGACCCUCAGGGGGCCCUGCAGGACUGCGUGUUCGACAUGUGCGCGGGCAAUGGGGACAAAGACAUCCUCUGCUCCAGCAUCCAGGACUAUGUGAGUGCCUGCCAGGCCGCAGGGGGCCAAGUGAAGCCCUGGAGGAACGAGUCAUUCUGCCCCAUGACCUGUCCCCCCAACAGCCACUAUGAGAUCUGUGCAGACACCUGCUCCCUGCAGUGCGCCGCUCUCAGCGAGCCCCAGAAUUGCCCCGACAGCUGUGCUGAGGGCUGCCAGUGUGACACUGGCUUUCUCAACAGUGGUCAGGACUGCGUGCCCACACAGGACUGUGGCUGCUACCACAACGGCAUCUACUAUAAGCCAAACACGACCGUGCUCCUGGACAAGUGCCGUCGCCGCUGCGUCUGUGACGGCGCCACCCACCAGAUGCACUGCAGUGACACCCAGGGCUGCCCAGACGGAGAGCAGUGCCUCAUCCAGAAUGGCAUCCUGGGUUGCUACCCCGAAAGCCUCGGUACCUGCCAGGCCACGGGAGACCCACACUACUUGACCUUCGAUGGCCGGCGCUUGAACUUCAUGGGCACCUGCAUAUACCUGCUGACCGGCUUGUGCAACCAGACCUCCGGGCUGACCGCCUUCCGUGUGCUGGUGGAGAAUGAACAUCGUGGCAACCCGACCGUAAGCUACACGCGCGCUGUGCGCGUGGAGACCCUGGGCGUGACUGUGGAGAUCCGUCGGGAGUACCCCAGCCGGGUGCUGGUGGACGGCGUCCUCUACUACCUGCCUUACCAGGCGGCUGGCGGCCAGAUACACAUUUACCGCCAAGGUAAAGAUGCCGUGGUGCGCACAAACUUCGGUCUGACAGUCACCUACGACUGGAAGAGUCGGGUGAUCGCCAAGGUGCCAAGCAGCUAUGCCGGGGCCCUGUGUGGGCUCUGCGGGAACUUCGAUGGGGACGCAAGUAACGAGCUGACCCUGCGAGGUGGCGGCAAGACCACCAGUGUUCUGGAGUUUGGAAACAGUUGGCAGGAAGAGACCACGCCAGGCUGCGGUGCCUCUGAGCCCGGCAACUGUACCGACCUGGAGAGCCUGGUGGCUGAGCAGCUGGCGAACAAUACGGAGUGUGGGAUCAUUGCCGACCCUAACGGGCCCUUCCAGGAGUGCCACUCGGUGCUGGACCCCCUCGGUGCUGUGCAUGACUGCGUCUAUGACCGCUGCCUGGUGCCUGGAGACUCUUCCUUGUGUGAUGCCUUGGCUGCUUACGCUGCUGCGUGCCAGGCUGCCGGGAUCACCGUGUACCCCUGGAGGAACGAGAGCUUUUGCCCGAUGUUGUGCCCGCCCCACAGCCACUAUGAGCUGUGCUCCACGGGCUGCCCACUGUCCUGCGGUGAGCUGCCGGUGCCCGGGGGCUGCGGCCAGGACUGCCACGAGGACUGCGUGUGCGACGAGGGCUUCGUGCUGAGUGGCGACAUCUGCGUGCCCCGGAACAACUGCGGCUGCGUCUACCAGGGCGCCUACUACCCGCCCGGCCACACCUUCUACCCCGGCCCCAACUGCAGCUCCCUGUGCCACUGCCAGCAGGACGGCGUGGUGUCCUGCCAGGCCGCCAGCUGUGGCCCGCACGAGGCCUGCCGGCCCAGCAACGGUGCGCUGGGCUGCGUCUCGGUGGGCUCAGUCACCUGCCAGGCGUCGGGAGACCCCCACUACACCACCUUCGAUGGCCGCCGCUUCGACUUCAUGGGCGCCUGCCUGUACGUACUCGCAAGCACGUGCAAGGACCGGCCCGGCCUGCCGCAGGUCCCCAGCCUGCCCCAGUUCACAGUCCUGCAGGAAAACAUGCACUGGAACGGGAACCGCGUGAGCGUGACCAAGGCCAUCACCGUGAUUGUAGGGAACUACACCAUGCGGCUGGAGCAGAAGCUGUGGAAGGUCAAGGUGAACGGAGUGAUCAUGAACCUGCCGGUGGUGCUGGACAACGGCAAGAUCCAUAUCUUCAAGCACGGCAAGGACGCGGUGAUCGAGACCAGCUUCGGCCUGCGCGUGGCCUACGACCUCAAGUACAACGUGCGGGUCACCGUCCCGGGCAGCUACUACCAGCAGCUGUGCGGCCUGUGUGGCGACUAUAACGGCGACCCCAAGGAUGAUUUCCAGAAGCCCAAUGGCUCCCUGGCCAGCAACCCCAACGACUUCGGCAACUCGUGGGAGCAGAAGGUGCCCGGCUCGCCAUGCCUGCCGCCGCCCCCCACCACCUGCCAGCCCGGCGGGGACUGCGGGGAGGGUGAGAUGUGCACACCCCAGCAGCAGCAGCAGUUCCAGCAGGACGGUUUCUGCGGCUUCCUCACCAAGCCAAACGGGCCACUGGCUGCCUGCCACUCGCUCAUCGACCCUCAGGGGGCCCUGCAGGACUGCGUGUUCGACAUGUGCGCGGGCAAUGGGGACAAAGACAUCCUCUGCUCCAGCAUCCAGGACUAUGUGAGUGCCUGCCAGGCCGCAGGGGGCCAAGUGAAGCCCUGGAGGAACGAGUCAUUCUGCCCCAUGACCUGUCCCCCCAACAGCCACUAUGAGAUCUGUGCAGACACCUGCUCCCUGCAGUGCGCCGCUCUCAGCGAGCCCCAGAAUUGCCCCGACAGCUGUGCUGAGGGCUGCCAGUGUGACACUGGCUUUCUCAACAGUGGUCAGGACUGCGUGCCCACACAGGACUGUGGCUGCUACCACAACGGCAUCUACUAUAAGCCAAACACGACCGUGCUCCUGGACAAGUGCCGUCGCCGCUGCGUCUGUGACGGCGCCACCCACCAGAUGCACUGCAGUGACACCCAGGGCUGCCCAGAUGGAGAGCAGUGCCUCAUCCAGAAUGGCAUCCUGGGUUGCUACCCCGAAAGCCUCGGAACCUGCCAGGCCACCGGAGACCCACACUACUUGACCUUCGAUGGCCGGCGCUUGAACUUCAUGGGCACCUGCAUAUACCUGCUGACCGGCUUGUGCAACCAGACCUCCGGGCUGACCGCCUUCCGUGUGCUGGUGGAGAAUGAACAUCGUGGCAACCCGACCGUAAGCUACACGCGCGCUGUGCGCGUGGAGACCCUGGGCGUGACUGUGGAGAUCCGUCGGGAGUACCCCAGCCGGGUGCUGGUGGACGGCGUCCUCUACUACCUGCCUUACCAGGCGGCUGGCGGGCAGAUACACAUUUACCGCCAAGGUAAAGAUGCCGUGGUGCGCACAAACUUCGGUCUGACAGUCACCUACGACUGGAAGAGUCGGGUGAUCGCCAAGGUGCCAAGCAGCUAUGCCGGGGCCCUGUGUGGGCUCUGCGGGAACUUCGAUGGGGACGCAAGUAACGAGCUGACCCUGCGAGGUGGCGGCAAGACCACCAGUGUUCUGGAGUUUGGAAACAGUUGGCAGGAAGAGACCACGCCAGGCUGCGGUGCCUCUGAGCCCGGCAACUGUACCGACCUGGAGAGCCUGGUGGCUGAGCAGCUGGCGAACAAUACGGAGUGUGGGAUCAUUGCCGACCCUAACGGGCCCUUCCAGGAGUGCCACUCGGUGCUGGACCCCCUCGGUGCUGUGCAUGACUGCGUCUAUGACCGCUGCCUGGUGCCUGGAGACUCUUCCUUGUGUGAUGCCUUGGCUGCUUACGCUGCUGCGUGCCAGGCUGCCGGGAUCACCGUGUACCCCUGGAGGAACGAGAGCUUUUGCCCGAUGUUGUGCCCGCCCCACAGCCACUAUGAGCUGUGCUCCACGGGCUGCCCACUGUCCUGCGGUGAGCUGCCGGUGCCCGGGGGCUGCGGCCAGGACUGCCACGAGGACUGCGUGUGCGACGAGGGCUUCGUGCUGAGUGGCGACAUCUGCGUGCCCCGGAACAACUGCGGCUGCGUCUACCAGGGCGCCUACUACCCGCCCGGCCACACCUUCUACCCCGGCCCCAACUGCAGCUCCCUGUGCCACUGCCAGCAGGACGGCGUGGUGUCCUGCCAGGCCGCCAGCUGUGGCCCGCACGAGGCCUGCCGGCCCAGCAACGGUGCGCUGGGCUGCGUCUCGGUGGGCUCAGUCACCUGCCAGGCGUCGGGAGACCCCCACUACACCACCUUCGAUGGCCGCCGCUUCGACUUCAUGGGCGCCUGCCUGUACGUACUCGCAAGCACGUGCAAGGACCGGCCCGGCCUGCCGCAGGUCCCCAGCCUGCCCCAGUUCACAGUCCUGCAGGAAAACAUGCACUGGAACGGGAACCGCGUGAGCGUGACCAAGGCCAUCACCGUGAUUGUAGGGAACUACACCAUGCGGCUGGAGCAGAAGCUGUGGAAGGUCAAGGUGAACGGAGUGAUCAUGAACCUGCCGGUGGUGCUGGACAACGGCAAGAUCCAUAUCUUCAAGCACGGCAAGGACGCGGUGAUCGAGACCAGCUUCGGCCUGCGCGUGGCCUACGACCUCAAGUACAACGUGCGGGUCACCGUCCCGGGCAGCUACUACCAGCAGCUGUGCGGCCUGUGUGGCGACUAUAACGGCGACCCCAAGGAUGAUUUCCAGAAGCCCAAUGGCUCCCUGGCCAGCAACCCCAACGACUUCGGCAACUCGUGGGAGCAGAAGGUGCCCGGCUCGCCAUGCCUGCCGCCGCCCCCCACCACCUGCCAGCCCGGCGGGGACUGCGGGGAGGGUGAGAUGUGCACACCCCAGCAGCAGCAGCAGUUCCAGCAGGACGGUUUCUGCGGCUUCCUCACCAAGCCAAACGGGCCACUGGCUGCCUGCCACUCGCUCAUCGACCCUCAGGGGGCCCUGCAGGACUGCGUGUUCGACAUGUGCGCGGGCAAUGGGGACAAAGACAUCCUCUGCUCCAGCAUCCAGGACUAUGUGAGUGCCUGCCAGGCCGCAGGGGGCCAAGUGAAGCCCUGGAGGAACGAGUCAUUCUGCCCCAUGACCUGUCCCCCCAACAGCCACUAUGAGAUCUGUGCAGACACCUGCUCCCUGCAGUGCGCCGCUCUCAGCGAGCCCCAGAAUUGCCCCGACAGCUGUGCUGAGGGCUGCCAGUGUGACACUGGCUUUCUCAACAGUGGUCAGGACUGCGUGCCCACACAGGACUGUGGCUGCUACCACAACGGCAUCUACUAUAAGCCAAACACGACCGUGCUCCUGGACAAGUGCCGUCGCCGCUGCGUCUGUGACGGCGCCACCCACCAGAUGCACUGCAGUGACACCCAGGGCUGCCCAGAUGGAGAGCAGUGCCUCAUCCAGAAUGGCAUCCUGGGUUGCUACCCCGAAAGCCUCGGAACCUGCCAGGCCACCGGAGACCCACACUACUUGACCUUCGAUGGCCGGCGCUUGAACUUCAUGGGCACCUGCAUAUACCUGCUGACCGGCUUGUGCAACCAGACCUCCGGGCUGACCGCCUUCCGUGUGCUGGUGGAGAAUGAACAUCGUGGCAACCCGACCGUAAGCUACACGCGCGCUGUGCGCGUGGAGACCCUGGGCGUGACUGUGGAGAUCCGUCGGGAGUACCCCAGCCGGGUGCUGGUGGACGGCGUCCUCUACUACCUGCCUUACCAGGCGGCUGGCGGGCAGAUACACAUUUACCGCCAAGGUAAAGAUGCCGUGGUGCGCACAAACUUCGGUCUGACAGUCACCUACGACUGGAAGAGUCGGGUGAUCGCCAAGGUGCCAAGCAGCUAUGCCGGGGCCCUGUGUGGGCUCUGCGGGAACUUCGAUGGGGACGCAAGUAACGAGCUGACCCUGCGAGGUGGCGGCAAGACCACCAGUGUUCUGGAGUUUGGAAACAGUUGGCAGGAAGAGACCACGCCAGGCUGCGGUGCCUCUGAGCCCGGCAACUGUACCGACCUGGAGAGCCUGGUGGCUGAGCAGCUGGCGAACAAUACGGAGUGUGGGAUCAUUGCCGACCCUAACGGGCCCUUCCAGGAGUGCCACUCGGUGCUGGACCCCCUCGGUGCUGUGCAUGACUGCGUCUAUGACCGCUGCCUGGUGCCUGGAGACUCUUCCUUGUGUGAUGCCUUGGCUGCUUACGCUGCUGCGUGCCAGGCUGCCGGGAUCACCGUGUACCCCUGGAGGAACGAGAGCUUUUGCCCGAUGUUGUGCCCGCCCCACAGCCACUAUGAGCUGUGCUCCACGGGCUGCCCACUGUCCUGCGGUGAGCUGCCGGUGCCCGGGGGCUGCGGCCAGGACUGCCACGAGGACUGCGUGUGCGACGAGGGCUUCGUGCUGAGUGGCGACAUCUGCGUGCCCCGGAACAACUGCGGCUGCGUCUACCAGGGCGCCUACUACCCGCCCGGCCACACCUUCUACCCCGGCCCCAACUGCAGCUCCCUGUGCCACUGCCAGCAGGACGGCGUGGUGUCCUGCCAGGCCGCCAGCUGUGGCCCGCACGAGGCCUGCCGGCCCAGCAACGGUGCGCUGGGCUGCGUCUCGGUGGGCUCAGUCACCUGCCAGGCGUCGGGAGACCCCCACUACACCACCUUCGAUGGCCGCCGCUUCGACUUCAUGGGCGCCUGCCUGUACGUACUCGCAAGCACGUGCAAGGACCGGCCCGGCCUGCCGCAGGUCCCCAGCCUGCCCCAGUUCACAGUCCUGCAGGAAAACAUGCACUGGAACGGGAACCGCGUGAGCGUGACCAAGGCCAUCACCGUGAUUGUAGGGAACUACACCAUGCGGCUGGAGCAGAAGCUGUGGAAGGUCAAGGUGAACGGAGUGAUCAUGAACCUGCCGGUGGUGCUGGACAACGGCAAGAUCCAUAUCUUCAAGCACGGCAAGGACGCGGUGAUCGAGACCAGCUUCGGCCUGCGCGUGGCCUACGACCUCAAGUACAACGUGCGGGUCACCGUCCCGGGCAGCUACUACCAGCAGCUGUGCGGCCUGUGUGGCGACUAUAACGGCGACCCCAAGGAUGAUUUCCAGAAGCCCAAUGGCUCCCUGGCCAGCAACCCCAACGACUUCGGCAACUCGUGGGAGCAGAAGGUGCCCGGCUCGCCAUGCCUGCCGCCGCCCCCCACCACCUGCCAGCCCGGCGGGGACUGCGGGGAGGGUGAGAUGUGCACACCCCAGCAGCAGCAGCAGUUCCAGCAGGACGGUUUCUGCGGCUUCCUCACCAAGCCAAACGGGCCACUGGCUGCCUGCCACUCGCUCAUCGACCCUCAGGGGGCCCUGCAGGACUGCGUGUUCGACAUGUGCGCGGGCAAUGGGGACAAAGACAUCCUCUGCUCCAGCAUCCAGGACUAUGUGAGUGCCUGCCAGGCCGCAGGGGGCCAAGUGAAGCCCUGGAGGAACGAGUCAUUCUGCCCCAUGACCUGUCCCCCCAACAGCCACUAUGAGAUCUGUGCAGACACCUGCUCCCUGCAGUGCGCCGCUCUCAGCGAGCCCCAGAAUUGCCCCGACAGCUGUGCUGAGGGCUGCCAGUGUGACACUGGCUUUCUCAACAGUGGUCAGGACUGCGUGCCCACACAGGACUGUGGCUGCUACCACAACGGCAUCUACUAUAAGCCAAACACGACCGUGCUCCUGGACAAGUGCCGUCGCCGCUGCGUCUGUGACGGCGCCACCCACCAGAUGCACUGCAGUGACACCCAGGGCUGCCCAGAUGGAGAGCAGUGCCUCAUCCAGAAUGGCAUCCUGGGUUGCUACCCCGAAAGCCUCGGAACCUGCCAGGCCACCGGAGACCCACACUACUUGACCUUCGAUGGCCGGCGCUUGAACUUCAUGGGCACCUGCAUAUACCUGCUGACCGGCUUGUGCAACCAGACCUCCGGGCUGACCGCCUUCCGUGUGCUGGUGGAGAAUGAACAUCGUGGCAACCCGACCGUAAGCUACACGCGCGCUGUGCGCGUGGAGACCCUGGGCGUGACUGUGGAGAUCCGUCGGGAGUACCCCAGCCGGGUGCUGGUGGACGGCGUCCUCUACUACCUGCCUUACCAGGCGGCUGGCGGGCAGAUACACAUUUACCGCCAAGGUAAAGAUGCCGUGGUGCGCACAAACUUCGGUCUGACAGUCACCUACGACUGGAAGAGUCGGGUGAUCGCCAAGGUGCCAAGCAGCUAUGCCGGGGCCCUGUGUGGGCUCUGCGGGAACUUCGAUGGGGACGCAAGUAACGAGCUGACCCUGCGAGGUGGCGGCAAGACCACCAGUGUUCUGGAGUUUGGAAACAGUUGGCAGGAAGAGACCACGCCAGGCUGCGGUGCCUCUGAGCCCGGCAACUGUACCGACCUGGAGAGCCUGGUGGCUGAGCAGCUGGCGAACAAUACGGAGUGUGGGAUCAUUGCCGACCCUAACGGGCCCUUCCAGGAGUGCCACUCGGUGCUGGACCCCCUCGGUGCUGUGCAUGACUGCGUCUAUGACCGCUGCCUGGUGCCUGGAGACUCUUCCUUGUGUGAUGCCUUGGCUGCUUACGCUGCUGCGUGCCAGGCUGCCGGGAUCACCGUGUACCCCUGGAGGAACGAGAGCUUUUGCCCGAUGUUGUGCCCGCCCCACAGCCACUAUGAGCUGUGCUCCACGGGCUGCCCACUGUCCUGCGGUGAGCUGCCGGUGCCCGGGGGCUGCGGCCAGGACUGCCACGAGGACUGCGUGUGCGACGAGGGCUUCGUGCUGAGUGGCGACAUCUGCGUGCCCCGGAACAACUGCGGCUGCGUCUACCAGGGCGCCUACUACCCGCCCGGCCACACCUUCUACCCCGGCCCCAACUGCAGCUCCCUGUGCCACUGCCAGCAGGACGGCGUGGUGUCCUGCCAGGCCGCCAGCUGUGGCCCGCACGAGGCCUGCCGGCCCAGCAACGGUGCGCUGGGCUGCGUCUCGGUGGGCUCAGUCACCUGCCAGGCGUCGGGAGACCCCCACUACACCACCUUCGAUGGCCGCCGCUUCGACUUCAUGGGCGCCUGCCUGUACGUACUCGCAAGCACGUGCAAGGACCGGCCCGGCCUGCCGCAGGUCCCCAGCCUGCCCCAGUUCACAGUCCUGCAGGAAAACAUGCACUGGAACGGGAACCGCGUGAGCGUGACCAAGGCCAUCACCGUGAUUGUAGGGAACUACACCAUGCGGCUGGAGCAGAAGCUGUGGAAGGUCAAGGUGAACGGAGUGAUCAUGAACCUGCCGGUGGUGCUGGACAACGGCAAGAUCCAUAUCUUCAAGCACGGCAAGGACGCGGUGAUCGAGACCAGCUUCGGCCUGCGCGUGGCCUACGACCUCAAGUACAACGUGCGGGUCACCGUCCCGGGCAGCUACUACCAGCAGCUGUGCGGCCUGUGUGGCGACUAUAACGGCGACCCCAAGGAUGAUUUCCAGAAGCCCAAUGGCUCCCUGGCCAGCAACCCCAACGACUUCGGCAACUCGUGGGAGCAGAAGGUGCCCGGCUCGCCAUGCCUGCCGCCGCCCCCCACCACCUGCCAGCCCGGCGGGGACUGCGGGGAGGGUGAGAUGUGCACACCCCAGCAGCAGCAGCAGUUCCAGCAGGACGGUUUCUGCGGCUUCCUCACCAAGCCAAACGGGCCACUGGCUGCCUGCCACUCGCUCAUCGACCCUCAGGGGGCCCUGCAGGACUGCGUGUUCGACAUGUGCGCGGGCAAUGGGGACAAAGACAUCCUCUGCUCCAGCAUCCAGGACUAUGUGAGUGCCUGCCAGGCCGCAGGGGGCCAAGUGAAGCCCUGGAGGAACGAGUCAUUCUGCCCCAUGACCUGUCCCCCCAACAGCCACUAUGAGAUCUGUGCAGACACCUGCUCCCUGCAGUGCGCCGCUCUCAGCGAGCCCCAGAAUUGCCCCGACAGCUGUGCUGAGGGCUGCCAGUGUGACACUGGCUUUCUCAACAGUGGUCAGGACUGCGUGCCCACACAGGACUGUGGCUGCUACCACAACGGCAUCUACUAUAAGCCAAACACGACCGUGCUCCUGGACAAGUGCCGUCGCCGCUGCGUCUGUGACGGCGCCACCCACCAGAUGCACUGCAGUGACACCCAGGGCUGCCCAGAUGGAGAGCAGUGCCUCAUCCAGAAUGGCAUCCUGGGUUGCUACCCCGAAAGCCUCGGAACCUGCCAGGCCACCGGAGACCCACACUACUUGACCUUCGAUGGCCGGCGCUUGAACUUCAUGGGCACCUGCAUAUACCUGCUGACCGGCUUGUGCAACCAGACCUCCGGGCUGACCGCCUUCCGUGUGCUGGUGGAGAAUGAACAUCGUGGCAACCCGACCGUAAGCUACACGCGCGCUGUGCGCGUGGAGACCCUGGGCGUGACUGUGGAGAUCCGUCGGGAGUACCCCAGCCGGGUGCUGGUGGACGGCGUCCUCUACUACCUGCCUUACCAGGCGGCUGGCGGGCAGAUACACAUUUACCGCCAAGGUAAAGAUGCCGUGGUGCGCACAAACUUCGGUCUGACAGUCACCUACGACUGGAAGAGUCGGGUGAUCGCCAAGGUGCCAAGCAGCUAUGCCGGGGCCCUGUGUGGGCUCUGCGGGAACUUCGAUGGGGACGCAAGUAACGAGCUGACCCUGCGAGGUGGCGGCAAGACCACCAGUGUUCUGGAGUUUGGAAACAGUUGGCAGGAAGAGACCACGCCAGGCUGCGGUGCCUCUGAGCCCGGCAACUGUACCGACCUGGAGAGCCUGGUGGCUGAGCAGCUGGCGAACAAUACGGAGUGUGGGAUCAUUGCCGACCCUAACGGGCCCUUCCAGGAGUGCCACUCGGUGCUGGACCCCCUCGGUGCUGUGCAUGACUGCGUCUAUGACCGCUGCCUGGUGCCUGGAGACUCUUCCUUGUGUGAUGCCUUGGCUGCUUACGCUGCUGCGUGCCAGGCUGCCGGGAUCACCGUGUACCCCUGGAGGAACGAGAGCUUUUGCCCGAUGUUGUGCCCGCCCCACAGCCACUAUGAGCUGUGCUCCACGGGCUGCCCACUGUCCUGCGGUGAGCUGCCGGUGCCCGGGGGCUGCGGCCAGGACUGCCACGAGGACUGCGUGUGCGACGAGGGCUUCGUGCUGAGUGGCGACAUCUGCGUGCCCCGGAACAACUGCGGCUGCGUCUACCAGGGCGCCUACUACCCGCCCGGCCACACCUUCUACCCCGGCCCCAACUGCAGCUCCCUGUGCCACUGCCAGCAGGACGGCGUGGUGUCCUGCCAGGCCGCCAGCUGUGGCCCGCACGAGGCCUGCCGGCCCAGCAACGGUGCGCUGGGCUGCGUCUCGGUGGGCUCAGUCACCUGCCAGGCGUCGGGAGACCCCCACUACACCACCUUCGAUGGCCGCCGCUUCGACUUCAUGGGCGCCUGCCUGUACGUACUCGCAAGCACGUGCAAGGACCGGCCCGGCCUGCCGCAGGUCCCCAGCCUGCCCCAGUUCACAGUCCUGCAGGAAAACAUGCACUGGAACGGGAACCGCGUGAGCGUGACCAAGGCCAUCACCGUGAUUGUAGGGAACUACACCAUGCGGCUGGAGCAGAAGCUGUGGAAGGUCAAGGUGAACGGAGUGAUCAUGAACCUGCCGGUGGUGCUGGACAACGGCAAGAUCCAUAUCUUCAAGCACGGCAAGGACGCGGUGAUCGAGACCAGCUUCGGCCUGCGCGUGGCCUACGACCUCAAGUACAACGUGCGGGUCACCGUCCCGGGCAGCUACUACCAGCAGCUGUGCGGCCUGUGUGGCGACUAUAACGGCGACCCCAAGGAUGAUUUCCAGAAGCCCAAUGGCUCCCUGGCCAGCAACCCCAACGACUUCGGCAACUCGUGGGAGCAGAAGGUGCCCGGCUCGCCAUGCCUGCCGCCGCCCCCCACCACCUGCCAGCCCGGCGGGGACUGCGGGGAGGGUGAGAUGUGCACACCCCAGCAGCAGCAGCAGUUCCAGCAGGACGGUUUCUGCGGCUUCCUCACCAAGCCAAACGGGCCACUGGCUGCCUGCCACUCGCUCAUCGACCCUCAGGGGGCCCUGCAGGACUGCGUGUUCGACAUGUGCGCGGGCAAUGGGGACAAAGACAUCCUCUGCUCCAGCAUCCAGGACUAUGUGAGUGCCUGCCAGGCCGCAGGGGGCCAAGUGAAGCCCUGGAGGAACGAGUCAUUCUGCCCCAUGACCUGUCCCCCCAACAGCCACUAUGAGAUCUGUGCAGACACCUGCUCCCUGCAGUGCGCCGCUCUCAGCGAGCCCCAGAAUUGCCCCGACAGCUGUGCUGAGGGCUGCCAGUGUGACACUGGCUUUCUCAACAGUGGUCAGGACUGCGUGCCCACACAGGACUGUGGCUGCUACCACAACGGCAUCUACUAUAAGCCAAACACGACCGUGCUCCUGGACAAGUGCCGGAAGCAGUGUGUGUGCCACGGUGGCAAAGGCAUGGUGUGCCAGAAGCACAGCUGCCAGCCGCAUGAAGUGUGCAAGCCCUCAGGAGGUGUCCUGAGUUGUAUCAGCAAAGACCCGUGCCACAAUGUCACUUGCAGACCCCAUGAGAAGUGCCAGGUGAAAGAUGGCCAAGCCGUGUGUGUGCCCAAAUACCAGGCCGUGUGCUUGCUCUGGGGAGACCCCCACUACAAGUCCUUCGAUGGCCGGAAAUUCGACUUCCAGGGUACCUGCGACUACGUGCUGGCCACCACUGAGUGCCCGACAAGCACUGCCACAGGCCUGACCCCCUUCACCAUCACCACCAAGAACGAGAACCGUGGCAACCCCUCCGUGUCCUUCGUGAGGCAGGUCACCGUGAGCACGCUUGGCGUCAACAUCUCCAUCUACAGAAAUGAGAUUGGCAAAGUCCGGGUGAACCAAGUGCUCACAGCCCUGCCAGUCUCCGAGGCCGGCGGGCGCAUUUCUGUGACCCAGACCACUGGCAAUGCCUUGCUGGUCACCGACUUCGGGCUGCAGGUCACCUACGAUUGGAACUGGCGGGUUGAGGUGAAGCUGCCCAGCAGCUACUAUGAUGCCGUGUGCGGGCUCUGCGGGAACAUGGACCGCAACGUCAGCAACGACCAGGCCUUCCCCAAUGGCACCCUGGCUCCCUCGAUCCCCGCGUGGGGCGGCAGCUGGAGAGUCCCCGGCUGGGACCCACUCUGCUGGGACGAGUGUCAGGGCUCCUGCCCAUCCUGCACCGGGGACCAGAUGGAUCAGUAUGAAGGCCCCGGCUUCUGCGGCCCCCUGGUCUCUGGCUCCGGAAGCCCCUUCGCCAGCUGCCAUGCCCACGUGCCUCCCGAGAGCUACUUCAAGGACUGUGUCACGGAUGUGUGCUUCGGUGGUGGAGCCCACAACAUACUCUGCCAGGCUCUGGCUGCCUAUGCUGCCGCCUGCCAGGCCGCGGGGGUGGUCCUCGGGGACUGGAGGAAGCAGCUUGGCUGUGAGAUGUCCUGCCCCCAGAACAGCCACUACGAGCCCUGCGGCCCCCCCUGCCCGGCCAGCUGCCCCUCUCCUGUCCCGCCCCCCGGGCCCGCCCUGUGCGACGGCCCCUGUGUCGAGGGCUGCCAGUGUAACAAAGGCUUCGUUCUGAGCGCCGGCAAGUGCGUGCCCCUGGACAGCGGCUGCGGCUGCUGGGCCAACGGCUCUUACCACGAGGCUGGCAGUGAAUUCUGGGCCGACAGCACCUGCUCCCAGCGCUGCCGCUGCGGCCCCGGUGGCAGCUCCGUGGUCUGCUCGCCCGCCAGCUGUGGGCUGGGUGAAGAAUGUGCCCUGCUGCCCUCCGGCCAGCUCGGCUGCCGCCCGGUCAGCACGGCUGAGUGUGAGGCCUGGGGCGACCCCCACUACGUCACGCUGGACGGGCACCGAUACGACUUCCAGGGCACCUGUGAGUACCUGCUGAGCGGGCCCUGCCACGAUCUGCCUCAGGGCCUGGAGAACUUCACCGUCACGGUCGCCAACGAGCACCGCGGCAGCCAGGCCGUGAGCUACACCCGCAGCGCCAGCCUCUACAUCUACAACCACAACCUGACCGUCAGCGCCCGCUGGCCCCGCCAGCUGCUGGUGGAUGGCGUGCUGGUCGCACUGCCCUUCCAGCUGGGCUCGCGCCUGCAGGCGUACCUGAGCGGCAACAACGUGGUGGUGACAGCUGCCAACGGACUCUCCAUGACCUAUGACGGCAACAGCAUCGUGCGCCUGCGCGUGCCCGCAGCGUACAAGGGCACCCUCUGUGGCCUGUGCGGAAACUACAACCAGAAUGCAACGGACGACCCACAGGCUGUGGGCAAGAACCCCGGCCAGUGGCAGGUGGGCGGUGCCCCAGGCUGCGACAAGUGCGUGCCCGGGCCGUGCCCGCCACAGUGCACACCGGAACAGCAGGCACAGUUUGCUGGACCCGACGCUUGCGGUAUCAUCUCAGCUCCCAACGGCCCGCUGGCACCCUGCCACCACCUCGUGCCACCUAAGCACUACUUUGAGGCCUGUUUGCUGGAUGCCUGCCAGGCACAGGGCCACCCGGGAGGCCUCUGUCCAGCAGUGGCCGCCUACGUAGCCGCCUGCCAGGCCGCUGGGGCCCAGAUCGACGAGUGGAGACGUCCUGACUUCUGUCCCCUCCAGUGCCCGGCCAACAGCCACUACCAGCUCUGUGGGAACUCCUGCCCCAUCAGCUGCCCAAGCCUGUCCGCCCCAGAGGGCUGUGAGCCAGCCUGCCGCGAGGGCUGCGUGUGCGACGCCGGCUUCGUACUCAGCGGGGACACCUGCGUGCCCGUGGGCCAGUGCGGCUGCCUCCACGAGGGCCGCUACUACCCUCUGGGCGAGACCUUCUACCCUGGGCCCGAGUGCGGGCGGCGCUGUGAGUGCAAGUCGGGCGGCCAGGUGCAGUGCCAGGAGGGCACCACGUGCAGACCCUACGAGGAGUGCCGGGUGCAGGACGGCGUCCAGGCCUGCUUCCCUACCGGCUGUGGCCGCUGUGUGGCCAGCGGGGGAGUCCACUACAUCACCCUGGACGGCCGCGUCUAUGACCUGCACGGCUCCUGCUCCUAUGUCCUGGCCCGGGUCUGCCGACCUCAGCCCGGGGACGAGGACUUCUCCAUCGUGCUCGAGAAGGACGCAGCUGGGGAAGUCCAGCGCCUGCUGGUAACGGUAUCCGGCCUGGCCGUGAGCCUGGCCCGGGGGCCACAGGUGACUGUGGACGGCGAAGUGGUAACCCUGCCGGUGGCUGUGGGCUCGGUGCGGGUGACCUCCGAGGGCCGGAACAUGAUUCUGCAGACCACCGAGGGGCUGCGGCUUCUCUACGACGGCGAUGCCUACGUCCUCAUCUCCAUCCCCAGCCCCUUCCGGAACCGCGUGUGCGGUCUCUGCGGCAACUUCAACGGCAACUGGAGCGAUGACCUGACACUGCCCAACGGCCAGCCGGCCGCCAAUGUGGACGCCUUCGGAAAGGCCUGGCGCGCGCCCGACUCCCCGAAGGGCUGCACCAAUGGCUGUGGGCCCCAGGGCUGCCCCGUGUGCCUGGCCGAGCAGACCGCCCCCUACGAGAGCUCGCAGGUCUGUGGGCGCCUCAAGGACCCCAACGGCCCCUUCAAGGCCUGCCACAGCGUGCUGAGCCCCUCGGAGUACUUCCGCCAGUGUGUGUACGACCUAUGCGUCCACAAGGGCAACCUCACCUACCUGUGCCGCAGCCUCGCCGCCUACACGGCUGCCUGCCAGGCGGCUGGCAUAGAGGUGAAGCCCUGGAGAAACGACAGCUUCUGCCCGCUGAAGUGCCCGGCCAACAGCCACUACUCCAUCUGCACCCACACAUGCCAGAGCUCGUGUGCUGGUCUCUCCGGCCUCACGGGCUGCACGGGCCGCUGCUUUGAGGGCUGCGAGUGCAACGAUCGCUUCCUGCUCUCCCAGGGCGUCUGUGUCCCUGCCCAGGACUGCGGCUGCUCUGUGGACGGCCAAUACUUGCCGGCCAACACCUCUCUGCUGACCUCGGACUGCAGCAAGCGCUGCUCCUGCUCUGCCACGGGCGUCCUGAGCUGCAAGGCGUUCGGCUGCCCGAAGAAUCUCACCUGUGAAGUCCAUGCCGGGUCCCGGGACUGCUGGCCCCCCCAUGGUCUCUGUUCCCUCUCCCCGGGCGGCAAACUCACCACCUUCGACGGCUUCAAAAACACCAUCACCUCCCCUGACGUCUAUGAGGUGUCCUCCCGCUGCCCGGGACACAAGGACAUCCCCUGGUACCGAGUGCUGGCCGACGUGCGCAAGUGCCGUGACCAGCUAGAGGCUGUGCGCCUGGUACAUGUCUUCUUCCAGGACGGGCUGGUGACCGUGACCCCCAACAAGGGCGUGUGGGUGAACGGUGUCCGGGUGAAUCUGCCCGCCAAGGUGCUGACAUCCGUCUCAGUGACCCUUCAGCCCGAUGGCUCGGUGGUGGUGGAGCAGAAGGGAGGAGUUCGGGUCCAGUUCCAGCGCAGCGGGAAGGUGGAUGUGAUGGUCGGGGAGAAACACGCGGGCAUGCUGUGUGGGGCCUGUGGAAACUUUGAUGGCAACCAAGCCAACGACAAACCCCAAGACCAGGCCCAGUUGGAGAGCUGGAUAGCGCCUGACUUCUCCUCCUGCCAUGUCUGAUCUGCUGGACAAGAGGACUUCAGGACGUGAUUUCCAGGACGUGAUCUCCCUGGACCCUGCGUCCUCUCAGUCUGCCCCUUGUCUGUAGUGUUUCCCACCCACCCCUACCCCUGAG
Messenger RNA from Sorex araneus (European shrew), 21001 nucleotides. It is a transcript of the gene FCGBP, whose product is annotated as Fc gamma binding protein. Gene Ontology annotation, molecular function: protein binding. The record is from RefSeq and is a predicted model, not a curated record. NCBI's taxonomy places the organism in Eukaryota, Metazoa, Chordata, Mammalia, Eulipotyphla, Soricidae. The transcript has 45 exons. Bases 1 to 20886 code for a protein of 6961 amino acids.